CUGUCCCAUCAAUUGGCGAUGGUCGGCGACCUGCCUACCACGGUGUUGACGGGUAACGGGGAAUCAGGGUUCGAUUCCGGAGAGGGAGCCUGCGAAACGGCUACCACCUCCAAGGAGGGCAGCAGGCGCGCAACUUACCCAAUCCCGACACGGGGAGGUAGUGACGAAAAAUAACGUGGCGGGGCCCUUUCGUGGUCGCCGCGGGCGGAAUGAGCGCAAUUUAAAAGAGUGUGCGAGGAGCUAUUGGAGGGCAAGCCUGGUGCCAGCAGCCGCGGUAAUUCCAGCUCCAAUAGCCUAUAUCGGAGUUGCUGCGGUUAAAAAGCUCGUCGUUGGAUCUCGGAGGCGGCACGGUCGGGCGCGAUACGCUGCGGGUCCGACCGGCGAUUUCUCGGCCGUCCCUAACCAGCGCGCGGGGCGAGGUGGACUUCGCGGUCCUGCCUCGUUUUUCUCCUUCACGGGAGAGAACCCGCCGCAUUUUCUGUCUACCUUGAAAAAAUUAGAGUGCUAAAGGCAGGCUAAAACCCCGAGCCUGAAUAUUUCGUGCAUGGAAUAAGCGGGGAUGCUCUUNUCCGGAGGGCGGUCCGACCGACUGGCGACGUCGCUUUCGCUGUCGGUUUCGCCGGAGAGCUAGGAUUCGAGAGGAACGGUGGGGGGCGAGCGUACCGGGCGGGGAGAGGUGAAAUUUUGUGAUCCGCUCGGGACGACUCGAAGCGAAAGCGCUGGCCCCGGACGUCUUCCUUAAUCCAGAACGAAGGUGGGUGGAGCAAAGACGAUCAGAUACCGUCGUAGUACCGACGGUAAACGCUGCCGACCGGGCCGCGGACGAGGCUCGAGAACAGCGGUUAUGGACCCGUCCGUGGCGGCUUCGGGCAACCUGAGAGUUUACGGGUUCCGGGGGUAGUAUGGUCGCAAGGCUGAAACUUGAAGGAAUUGACGGAAGGGCACCACAAGGAGUGGAGCCUGCGGCUUAAUUUGACUCAACACGGGGCAACUUACCCGGUCCGGACAUCGUCAGGAUUGACAGACGCUCGUGCAGUUCUUUCUCGAUUCGAU
Messenger RNA from Lottia gigantea (owl limpet), 1053 nucleotides. RefSeq lists its product as hypothetical. The record is from RefSeq and is a predicted model, not a curated record. The transcript has a single exon. NCBI's taxonomy places the organism in Eukaryota, Metazoa, Mollusca, Gastropoda, Lottiidae. Bases 19 to 174 code for a protein of 51 amino acids.